Messenger RNA from Echinostoma caproni, 1146 nucleotides. The record is from the annotation of a GenBank genome assembly. Lineage: Eukaryota; Metazoa; Platyhelminthes; Trematoda; Plagiorchiida; Echinostomatidae.
AUGGCCGGUGGGAAUACAAGCAGCAGUUCCGGUUCAGGCCGGGCGCAUUUCCGUAGUCAGUCCGGUUGUUGUAUAUGCGGGACUAAAUCAUCCUCGUCCAGAUUUAUACUAAGCGAACGCUAUUCCGAACACUUUCGCGAUUGUUUUGGCCCAGCUGCGAGCGCAAGAUCCGGGGAUUUGUGCAAUGCAUGCGUCCUCUGUGUUAAACGUUGGCUUCAGCGGGAUCGAGCACCCGGUCUGUUCUCUCCCAUUGGUGAUCAACUGGUACAUCAGAUGGUUCGUGUAUUUUCGCAGCUCAUUCUGGAACCCACUUUUGCUACUGCUGCUCCAAACUAUCGUGACAAGGCAAAAGCGGGUCCAGUUUUGGACAGCAAAAAGGGUGCCGGACCGAAACACAUGAAGGAGAUUGCGAAACGUGCUCGUCGACGUGAGGCGAGACAAACCACCACAGCCACCAAGAAGCCCAAUGUGAAAACAGAACCGGGUGUAAUGAUCAACUCGCUCUUAAUGNCUGGGGCUCCACUGACCGCUCGGCAUGCAUCGGCUAUUUCCGGUGUAGUCAAUCCGUCUGCGUACCAUUCAAUGAACAACGCUGCCAUUGCCACCGGACCAUCGUUAGGCACACGUUCAGCUUGUGCUAGCAAUUCCGCACUCAGUGGCACAUCAUCUGGUAGUGGCGGAAGCAGCACUGGAGCUAGUGGGACCAGCAGCUUCACACAUCGGUCCACUACCGAUGGGAUUCAUUUGGGUCACGGAAUAAGUGCACCGUCCACACGCAAUAUUUCCAGCAAUUCGACCGCUUGUGUCAUGGCUGAGACCAACACACGAGGCGAUCGUCGGUUUAACUCGCCCACCGCAUGCACUCCUUGCUGUUGGCGCACUAAAGUCUGUUCACCGCGGACUCGUCAAAGUUCCGGUUCCGGGGGUGGCGGUAACAAUGUUGGAAGUAGUGGCUGUAGUGGUACUGUCUCGAGUAUCGGUAAUGAUAGUGGUUUUGGCACCAAUUCAAGUGCGAGCGGAACUACAAAUUUGCGUCACGCAUGGAACGCACCAAUCGAAGGUGCCACACUCACAAGGGCUGCCGCAGCCAGAAAAUCGGAGGCUGACGGUAAGUUUCGUUGCUCUUCAUCCUGCCUUCCUGACUGA